Molecule: messenger RNA, 3083 nt
Organism: Mirounga angustirostris (Northern elephant seal)
Lineage: Eukaryota; Metazoa; Chordata; Mammalia; Carnivora; Phocidae
Gene: SLC27A3
Product: solute carrier family 27 member 3
Exons: 10
Coding region: 104-2071 (655 amino acids)
Cellular component (GO): endoplasmic reticulum; mitochondrion
Molecular function (GO): long-chain fatty acid-CoA ligase activity; long-chain fatty acid transmembrane transporter activity
Source: RefSeq, a predicted model, not a curated record
GUGCCGGCGCACGCGCGCUCCCAAGAGGGAGAGGUCUCCGAGCAAAAGCGAGCGGCCCGUUUUCGGAAGGGAGUCUCUGGGCCGCGCCAGGGACGAGGGCACCAUGGCCGCCCUCCUGCUGCUGCCCCUGUUGCUGCUGCCACUCCUGCUGCUGCGGAAGCUGCACCUCUGGCCCCGGCUGCGCUGGCUCGCGGCCGACUUGGCCUUCGCGGUGCGCGCCCUACGCUGCAAACGGGCUCUUCGAGCGCGCGCCCUGGCCGCGGCCGCCGCCGACCCGAGGGGCCCCGAGGGGGGCUGCAGCCUGGCCUGGCGCCUCGCGCAACUGGCCGGGCAGCGCCCCACACACAUCUUCCUCAUCCACGGCGCGCGACGCUUCAGCUACGCGGAGGCCGAGCGCGAGAGCAACCGGGCUGCGCGCGCUUUCCUGCGCGCCCAGGGCUGGGACGCGGAGCUCGGCGGCGGCGCAGAGGACGAGCGGGCCGCGGGAGUUGCCGGCGCCGCGGCCCCUCUGGCCCCCGGGGCCACCGUGGCGCUGCUCCUCCCCGCCUGCCCAGAGUUCCUGUGGCUCUGGUUCGGGCUGGCCAAGGCCGGCCUGCGCACAGCCUUUGUGCCGGCCGCCCUGCGCCGGGGUCCCCUCCUGCACUGCCUCCGCAACUGCGGCGCGCGCGCGCUCGUGCUGGCGCCAGAGUUCUUGGAGUCCCUGGAGCCUGACCUGCCAGCCCUGAGAGCCAUGGGGCUCCGUCUCUGGGCUGCAGGCCCUGAAACCCAUUCUGCUGGAAUCAGCGAUUUGCUGGCUGAGGCCUCCGCUGAAGUGGAUGAGCCAGUGCCGGGGUACCUAUCUGCCCCCCAGAGCAUAAUGGACACGUGCCUGUACAUCUUCACUUCUGGCACCACGGGCCUCCCCAAGGCUGCUCGGAUCAGUCAUCUGAAGAUUCUGCAGUGCCAGGCGUUCUACCAGCUGUGCGGAGCCCACCAGGAGGAUGUGAUCUACCUUGCCCUCCCACUCUACCACAUGUCCGGCUCCCUGUUGGGCAUUGUGGGCUGCUUGGGCAUUGGGGCCACAGUGGUGCUGAAGUCCAAGUUCUCGGCUGGCCAGUUCUGGGAGGACUGCCAGCAGCACAGGGUGACAGUGUUCCAGUACAUCGGGGAACUAUGCCGAUACCUUGUCAACCAGCCCCCGAGCAAGGCAGAACGUGGACAUAAGGUCCGGCUGGCGGUGGGCAGUGGGCUGCGCCCGGACACCUGGGAGCGUUUUGUGCGGCGCUUUGGGCCCCUGCAGGUGCUGGAGACCUACGGACUAACAGAGGGCAACGUUGCCACUUUCAACUACACAGGACAGCUGGGUGCUGUGGGACGUGCUUCCUGGCUUUACAAGCAUGUCUUCCCCUUCUCUUUGAUUCGCUGUGAUGUCACCACAGGGGAGCCAAUUCGGGACACUCAGGGGCACUGUGUGGCCACAUGUCCAGGUGAGCCAGGGCUCCUGGUGGCCCCAGUGAGCCAGCAGUCCCCAUUCCUGGGCUACGCUGGGGGGCCAGAGCUGGGCCGGGGAAAGCUGCUAAAGGAUGUCUUCCGGCCUGGGGAUGUUUUCUUCAACACUGGGGACCUGCUGGUCUGCGAUGACCAGGGUUUUCUCCGCUUCCACGAUCGUACUGGAGACACCUUCAGGUGGAAAGGGGAGAACGUGGCCACGACUGAGGUGGCGGAAGCCUUGGAGUCCCUGGAUUUUCUUCAGGAGGUGAACAUCUACGGAGUCACCGUGCCAGGGCACGAAGGCAGAGCUGGAAUGGCGGCCCUGGUUCUACGUCCCCCCCACUCAUUGGACCUUGUGCAGCUCUACACCCAUGUUUCUGAGAACUUGCCACCGUAUGCCUGGCCUCGAUUCCUAAGGCUCCAGGAGUCUCUGGCCACCACGGAGACCUUCAAGCAGCAGAAGGUGCGGAUGACAAAGGAGGGCUUUGACCCAAGCACACUGUCUGACCCCCUCUAUGUUCUGGACCAGGCUGGGGGUGCCUACCUGCCCCUCACACCUGCCCGGUACAGUGCCCUCCUGGCUGGGGACCUUCGCAUCUGAGAGCCCCGCAUGCUCAGGUGCCUGAGGGAGUGACUUUGUGGGUUGGGGGCAUGGCAGGUGUACUGGGGACUGUCUGGGGUCUUUUUUAUACCAGAUUUGGAAUCAUUAUUUUGUAAUAAACAGGACCAGAGCCAGUCUAGCUCUGUCUUUCUGAUCUGCGGUUUGGGGCUUCCCUGUCUGUGGAACUGCUUUUUCCUGGCACAGAGCCCCAUACCUCUGCCCUGACUUUAUGUGGGCCUGAGCUCCGCGUCUGGACCGCAGUGUUUUUCCUCUCAGGUGACUCCGUGUGAUCCCUGUCCUUGGAGAGCCCCUGGUGGUGGGUGUCAGUCUGUGCUGUGUGUGCCCACCCCAGCUUCACGCCCUGAGCACUGGGCAGCUCUGUCGGGGGAGCUAUGGGACUGGAGGCCUUGACCAAAUGGCACAAGCGGACAGAGGCAUGGAAAUGCUGCUCCCUGUGGCCGGCCAGCCUGUCCCCACAGACGCAGGUGUGGCUGGGCUGGAGAAGAGUCAACCAGGCAAAACAAAGGUUUGAUUUUGAGGAAAAGGGUCCUCUAGACACCCCUCUUCCCUCACAGCCUCUGAUCGCGCCAGUCAGUGAGGGGGAAAGGGUGGAGCCACGCCAGCUCAGAUGUUUCUAAUUUUACCUAAUCUUAGUCCUACAUUCCCAGAGCAGCAGCCCAGGUUGCAGCCCCUCAGGCCCUGAGGAGACUUUGAAGGCUUUCCUGGGAGCAAGGCUCACAGUGCAUGUGUGCACGUGGCAGCAGGAAGAACGGGGGACUCAAAAGGAAAAAGGCCUGUCCUUAGCCUCCAAAUGAAGCAUCAAUAAAAUUCAUCAUCUAGAUGAAACUCCUGCUUCCCCUAAAACUAAAGUCCCACCUGUUGGGGUGCCUGGCUGGUUCAGUCAGUGGAACAUUGGACUCUUAAUCUCGGGGUUGUGGGUUUGACCCACACAUUGGGUGUGGAGAUUUUUUUUUUUUUUUUAAUUUUUUAAGUAAAGUCCCUUCUGUUUUGA